AGGAAUGAAUACCUAGCUAGUAAUUCUUAACAACAAUCACCACUAUCAUUAUCUUUUUUUUUUUUUUAUCUAUCUAUAUUUAUCACAAUCACAGUAAAUUAAGAUGAAGAGGAAAGUCGCAGUAUCAUUAUUGUUUAUGUGCUUUCUGAUUCUUGCUGUGGACGUGCAGUUCUGUCAAGCUUCCGCUGCUUCUUCUCGAUGCUUCGAGAGAUGUAUGCAAGGGAAGAAGGUUGAUCCAAAGAAAGGUGUACCCAAUCCAAGAGAUCAUGUGGAAGAUCGUUUGAAAUAUGAUUCCGCUCGACAUGGAUGCGAAACCAUGUGUGGAGGACUUCCUUAAUCACCCGUGGGAAUUCUUUAAGAAGAUGAAGUAUUAACAAGUUAGCGACAUUUGGAUCCAGUAUUUAAUAAAAUAGCUGUGUAUCAACCCAAAGGAAAUACUGAUGCUACUGAAAACGUGAUCAUAAAGAUUGAAAGUAAGAGUAUUCGGUUACACCAAUUGCAUCAUGCACGAUGAAGCUGUUGCAUUUUAUUUAUUUUCUAUUUUCAACAUAGGAUAUGAAAAUACUUAAAAUAAAAAUGAUAAUAAUAGUGAUGAAUUUCUCGAUACUUUGUCGUUACAUUAUAAUACCUGAAUAAUCUCCUAAUUAAAGAAACCAAAUAAUAUAUCGGAGAUCACUUUCAGAAAAAUGUUAGAUCUGCAAUCAAGUCAUACAUACUCUGUUUCACAAUAAUCAAGUCUUACUUCCAAAAUUAACAUUCACAUCUCCACUAUAAAUACCAUUCUUUGCUAAAUAUCCAAAGUACAACUCAAAAUCUCAAUAAAAGAAGAAGAAGAAGAAGAAGAAAGAAAAAAAUGGCUUCAUCAAUUGUCCUCCUAAUCUCCAUUCUAUUACCUCUUUCACUCGUGCUCGGAGACGCUGACUUGAUCCAGAAUGUGUGCCAGAAGACACAGUAUCCCGAUCUAUGCACAUCGACAUUAAACUCCUACAGGGGUAGCCCACUUACAGAUGUAAAAGGUCUAGCCACUAUCAUGAUUAAUGCUGGUUCCGCUAAUGCUGCAGACACAUCCAGAUUCAUACUCGCCGAGCUUGUUAAAACUGUUUCUGGUCCAGCUGCAGUUAAAGUAUUUAAGAGAUGCAGCGAAGAUUACAAAGAAGCGAAGACUUCUCUGGACGGAUCAGUUCCGUUUCUGAGUUCCUGGGACUAUGACUUGGCAUCGAUUGCAGUAAAUGCUGGCCGGGAUUAUUCUGAUAGGUGCCGUGAUUCGUUUACUUUCUUCAAUCCUCCAUUAUCUUAUCCUGAUGCACUGGAACAAAGAGAAGUCAGAUUUGUGGAGUUGGUUGUUGUUGCUGCCGAUAUCAUCAAACAGCUUGUGAAUAUUAAUUAAGUAAUAAAAGAUGGAGUUUUAAUAAUGAGAUUUUGAUUUAUCGAUCAAAACAAUAUAAUGAGUUUUAAUUUAUAUGUUUUCUUGUAGUUAUUUCGAUCUAUUAAUGAGUAACCGUAAUCGCAUUCUCCUCCCCGGUUGGUACU
This is a messenger RNA of Papaver somniferum (opium poppy), 1530 nucleotides long. RefSeq names its product cell wall / vacuolar inhibitor of fructosidase 2-like. The record is from RefSeq and is a predicted model, not a curated record. Lineage: Eukaryota; Viridiplantae; Streptophyta; Magnoliopsida; Ranunculales; Papaveraceae. Bases 854 to 1387 code for a protein of 177 amino acids. Gene Ontology annotation, molecular function: enzyme inhibitor activity. The transcript is spliced from 3 exons.